AUGAUCAAAAAGUUGAUUGGAAAAGCCCAUGAGAUCCCUGACAUUGAGCAGCAGACACGUCUUGUCCAAAUGCUCCAAAAAGUGGAGAAUGGGGUUCGGAUCCCAGAGGGUAGUAACCUCACAGCCAAAGACCUCAAAGCCAUUGGGAAAGCUGCUGCCAAAAGCUUGCUGCAGGAGUGUGGCUCGGUCUCUGCUCUAUGUGAGAACAAUUUCACUGAGGAGACAAUGAAACUGAACCUGAACCUCCAACUCACAUAUUUCUUGGCCCAUCGUCCUCAGACUAAAACAACAUGCUUCUUUUCAAGACUAAAGAAGAGAGUCAAGGGGAACCCAGACCAGAAGAGAACCAAGGGGAACCCAGACCAGAAGAGAGCCAAGCGGAACCUAGACCAGAAGAGAGCCAAGGGGAACCCAAGCCAGAAGAGACCCAAGGGGAACCCAGGCCAGAAGAGAACCAAUGGGAACCCAGACCAGAAGAGAGCCAAGCGGAACCUAGACCAGAAGAGAGCCAAGGGGAACCCAAGCCCGAAGAGACCCAAGGGGAUCCCAGGCCAGAAGAGAACCAAGAGGAACCCGGACCAGAAGAGAGCCAAGAGGAACCCAGGCCAGAGGAGACUAAAGGGGAAUCCAGACCAGAAGAAGGCCAAGGGGAACCCAGACCAGAAGAGAGCCAAGGGGAACCCAGGCCAGAACAGAACCAAGGGGAACCCAGACCAGAAGAGACCCAAGGGGAACCCAGACCAGAAGAGACCCAAGGGGAACCCAGACCAGAAGAGAGCCAAGAGGAACCCAGGCCAGAAGAGAGCCAAGUGGAACCCAGACCAGAAGAGAGCCAAGGGGAACCCAGCCCAGAAGAGAGCCAAGGAGAACCCAGACAAGAAGAGGGCCAAGAUGAGCUGGGACCAGAGGAAAACCCAGAGGAACUCAUGCUCUUAG
Molecule: messenger RNA, 936 nt
Organism: Knipowitschia caucasica
Lineage: Eukaryota; Metazoa; Chordata; Actinopteri; Gobiiformes; Gobiidae
Source: the annotation of a GenBank genome assembly